AUGGAAGAGCGGAGGGAGGUGCUUCGCGGUCGAGAUCUGGAGGAGGCAACUCAAGAGGCGAUUGGAAGAGCUCUCGAUGCAGUGAAUAAGAGGAGAAAGGUGGAAAAUCCUGGCCCGGUGCGCGCUGUGCGGGACCCUGCGAAUGCGCCCAAAGUCGCUGCGCUGCACGACGUUGGCCUGCCUACACUUGAAGCCUACUCUUUGAAUGAAGAAGAGCAGCCAAGCAAAGACGUUUUUCCAUUUCUCAAGCUACCUGCCGAACUGCGAAUGAAUAUCUACCGCUGGGCACUGUGCAGUGAUGAGCCGCUGCUGCUGGACUUGCCGCCCAAAGACGAGAAAGAUGACGACACGGAGACGCUGAAGCCGAAGCGGGCGUCCAUCGCAAGGAACAACGCAGGCGUCAACGUCGCACUACUCCGGACAUGCUCCCUCGUAUACAAAGAAGCGCGUCAGAUCUUCUAUUCGGAGAAUUGUUUUACUCUCUCUAUCGAAUCAAGUGUUGCUACGCUAGGGCAGUUGCACCAGCGCUCGCGUUCGCUCAUAAGAUCUGUCACCCUCGCCAUUCCUUCGCAUCACGACAUCUUGGAUAGCUUUGCCGAUAUGGUGCGUUUGGGACUGCGCUAUUGUUGGGGUCUCAAGACGUUCACAAUCCGACUGGAUGUCAUGCUUCCCGAUUUUGACACCCUACCUGCAGGUCACCACGGUGGCAUCUACGCGAAUGCGUUCCGCAUCUUGAGAUGGUUGCCGAAGGGUUGCAAGGUCAUUCUCGAGGGCAACGUCAACGAAAGCGUGAAGAGGGUUGUUGCGGAAGAGGGUCGUUUGCUUGUCGAACUUGACGAGGCACGUUGA
Molecule: messenger RNA, 849 nt
Organism: Didymosphaeria variabile
Lineage: Eukaryota; Fungi; Ascomycota; Dothideomycetes; Pleosporales; Didymosphaeriaceae
Exons: 1
Coding region: 1-849 (282 amino acids)
Source: RefSeq, a predicted model, not a curated record